AAGCCCAAAAUGGCUAGACUGAAAAAAAUUCCCUGAAUAGCAACAUACAAUCAUUAGAAUGGAUUUUCAAAAUGUCGUCAAUCUUUAAUCUGUUACUUAAGCUUUCUUUUGGGUCAUAAGCGCGCUCUAAGAUGGGGAAACUUCUACGGAUUCUCUUGUUUAUUAAAUUUGAUAUUGACAAGAAGAGGAGAUUUUUUGAAUGGUGUGCGCAGUGUGAAUCGUAUAGAAGGGCGAUGAACAACCCUUCUUAUAUUUAAUACGAAUACCUUCUAAAAGAACCUAGAAAAUGCAAUAUUCCGUAAAUUAUGUUCUCUGGUGACACUUGGGCGAACAUAAAAAGUAAAUACCAAAGCAAUGUUCAGCAACGACAAGCCCAAUGCGGGUCAAUGGUUAGAAUUGGAUGCCUUGGAAACUCCAUAAAUGUCGAUUCAUAACUCAAGCUUAUCGGGGAGCUGUGCACGCUUUAAAAGGCAGUCGACGCAGAUCAUCUGCCAUUAGUUAAAGUUAGCAGUUUGCAGUCAUGUCAACAGCGAUCAAAGCGCUAGCAUUGCUACUGAUGCUGAUGCAGUGCAUCCGUGGAGAGUCCUUGCUGCCCAUGCAGCAGCUCUUGCGGCUGGACAACAUAGUUACGGACAGGAUCAACGGCAUGCUGAAGCAAUACGAGCAUUUGAGAAAUCAAACGGAAAAUGAAGAAUUCCUACGGCAAUAUGAACGCCUCGAAAUGGCGGCUGCUCUGCCCAUCGCCCAGCUGGAUGAAAAGAUUAAGGCCUACAAUGAAUAUCUCGCCUACGACCUGUUAAGCCGCGCACUGGAGCUGGCAGGCAGCUCGACCGACUCGAGCUCCGAUCAGGAUCUGCUACGCGAUACCAAUGUGGAUGGAACACGCGCCAAAUCGUAUAACGCCUUCGAGAAACGGGUGCUCAAACUUUUGAGAAAACUGGGUGUCUAUGAUUCAUUUACGGAGCGCGUCUUUAAAGCCAUAUUCAGCGAUGAGAAACAACUCAAGAAGUUAAAGAAAAAACUCAAGGAACUGGACGAUGACGACAACGACAAUGACUGUUGCUUGUGGGAUUUCAUAUUUGGUUUAUUCUAGAGUUUUGGGCAAACCUAUUUUUAUGUACUUCAAUCUUGUUACCAGUAAAUUUAUAAUGAAACAACUUUAAAAGAAU
Drosophila novamexicana is the source of this 1169-nucleotide messenger RNA. RefSeq lists its product as uncharacterized. The transcript is spliced from 2 exons. Bases 521 to 1093 code for a protein of 190 amino acids. Lineage: Eukaryota; Metazoa; Arthropoda; Insecta; Diptera; Drosophilidae. The record is from RefSeq and is a predicted model, not a curated record.